GGAAUCAUUUUAAUUUAGUUUUCUGUUUACUAGUCGAAGACAUCCCUGGCAUCAUCGAUGGGAAGACCAAUGACAGGGGCUAUUCAGGAUGGAAUUACUAGACCAAUGACAGCAGUGAGAGCACCUGGUUUUACCAAAGCAGCUUUGAGAGGCUCUGCAUUUGACCCCCUUGGUCAGUCAAGGGGCCCUGCUCCUCCUUUGGAAGCCAAAAAUGAAGAUAGGUAUGUAAGUUCUCAUGUUGUUGUUUUAGUGUUGUUGUAUAUUUUUAAUAUUUAUUUUCCAAAUACGUAAUUCUCAGGUAUUUUAAAAGUUCAUGUCAGCAGUACCCCUAUGUUUAUGGCAGCAUUAUUUAUA
This is a messenger RNA of Ailuropoda melanoleuca (giant panda), 354 nucleotides long. Its product is annotated as intraflagellar transport protein 88 homolog. The transcript is spliced from 3 exons. The record is from RefSeq and is a predicted model, not a curated record. Bases 58 to 291 code for a protein of 77 amino acids. Gene Ontology annotation, biological process: non-motile cilium assembly; inner ear receptor cell stereocilium organization; intraciliary transport. Gene Ontology annotation, cellular component: non-motile cilium; centriole; ciliary basal body. Gene Ontology annotation, molecular function: kinesin binding. Lineage: Eukaryota; Metazoa; Chordata; Mammalia; Carnivora; Ursidae.